CGCUCGAAGCAGAUUGAGAGCACCAGCGGUGUCCAGACACUCCUCCCUUUACGACCCUCGGCCGCUCCACCUCCCUGAAGUUGUAAACCUAUGGGAGGAACACUGAGACAACUUGCCUUUAAUCUCUUUGGUGUGAAGACAUAUGAGUCUUUUUUUCUCUCCUCUCACUUUCGAAAGGAUUUCGCACACAGUGGGAGGUCACAAUGAAGUUCGAGAACAUUUUAGCCGACAUUAAUGGAUUUGGAAGAUUUCAAAAAAUGAUGCUUGCGAUCAAUUUCAUUGGCCGCUUCACAUUGCCUUGCCACUUCGUGCUAAACAACUUCAUAGCGGCUGUUCCUUCUCACCACUGCGACAUCAGCUCUCUGGACGAAGAUUUCUUUUUACGGAACUUAUCCCAGGCAGAAAGGCUUUCUGUGAGUAUUCCGCUCCAGGAGGACGGGAGCCUGAGCUCCUGUCAGAUGUUUGCGGAGCCUCAGUACGAUCUGCUGCUCAACUCCUCCAGCACCACUGAUGCAGCCACAGUGCCGUGCCAGAACGGCUGGGUGUACGACACCACCACCUUCAAGUCCACUCUGACCUCACAGUGGGACCUGGUGUGUGACAGCAGAGGGAAAAACAAAGCGACUGCUUCCAUCUUCUUUAUCGGAGUGAUGUUUGGAGCCCUGACCUUUGGCAGUCUGAGUGACAGGUUCGGCCGUAGGAUCAUGCUGCUGGUGUCCUACGUGUCCGGAAUGCUCACUGCUGUUGCAAGUGCCUUUUCUACGUCCUACGUAAUGUUCGCCGUGCUGAGGUUCUUCACUGGGUUUUGCAUCACUGGCAUCAUCAUUGUCUCAGCAGUCCUCAAUUUGGAGUGGGUGGACGUGGAGCACAGGAAACUGGUGGGAGUCAUCGACAGUUUAUCCUGGACAUUCGGAAGCGCAGUUUUUGCAGCUAUUGCUUAUUUUGUGACCGAUUGGCGGUGGCUAAUAGUUAGUGUCACCUCACCUUUGGCCUUGGCCAUUAUCACAUGGAGGUGGAUUCCAGAGUCGGCCAGGUGGCUCAUUGCCAACGGAAAGCUGGAGCAAGCUCAGGUGUAUUUGAAAGAAUGUGCCAGAAUGAAUGGAACAACGGAGCUAAUUGACACAUUUAAAACAGAGACACUAUCGACUAUUGUCAUGGCUGAGAAGAGAGAUCGGCCUUAUUCGUACUCUGAUCUGAUACGAACACCCAACAUGAGGAAACUGGCACUAUGUACUGGUAUAGUGUGGUUUUGUGUGGCAAGCGCAUUUUAUGGCAUCAGCUUCAACAUCACAGGCUUUGGGCUCAACAUCUACCUCACCCAGUUUACAUUUGCUUUAAUCGAGCUCCCGGCCAAAGGAUCCGUUUACUACUUGCUGGAUAAGAUCGGCAGAAGAAGAACUGAGGUGGGCGCUCUGCUGAUGGCUGGCAUCUCUCUUGGAAUCAAUAUUGUAAUACCGAACGGCAUGUGUACUAUCAGAACAGUGGUGGCAAUCAUUGGAAAAGGGUUUUCUUCAGCUUCCUUUGCAACUAUUAUCCUCUACAGUUCAGAGCUCUAUCCCACUGUAAUAAGACAGAACAGCAUGGGUUACAACUCCUUCAUGGCUCGGAUUGGUGUAGCAGUGGCUCCUCUGAUUCUCAUGCUGGAUGAGGUGUGGGAGGACCUGCCUCAGGUGGUCCUGUGCUUUGUAGCUUUACUGGGGGCAAUAGUGGCCAGUAUGCUAUCAGAGACACGCGGCAGGUGCCUGCCAGAGACCAUAGAGGAUAUAGAACGGAAGUGAUAGUGAAUACGGUCCCUGGUGUCACAGCAUAUUCAAGUUGUUAUUUUUCAUUUUAAAAAAGACGAGCUGACGAGGUCCUACAGAAGACUUCCCUUUCAGUUUAUACUCAAAAUGGAAAUGCAUUCAGUUAUACAGGAUGAUCUAAAGUAUAUCUAUGGUGGUCUGUGCUCCUUUAACACUUAACUUAGCAGCAGUAUAGUUACUGUAAUUUGGAAAGGCGAUUUGCUGAUGUUCCUUCAGAACCCUGUUUUGCUUCACAAGUCAUUGAGUUAAAAUUAUGUUACAUCAGAUUUUUUUCAUUUGUAAUGUUUUUCUCUGAAAAAUGUGAAGCGCUUAUGAGUUUUAAAAAUGCAAGAUUUGGAAAAAUUAAAGAGCUUUGUCAGGCA
Gasterosteus aculeatus aculeatus (three-spined stickleback) is the source of this 2164-nucleotide messenger RNA. RefSeq lists its product as uncharacterized. Lineage: Eukaryota; Metazoa; Chordata; Actinopteri; Perciformes; Gasterosteidae. Gene Ontology annotation, molecular function: transmembrane transporter activity. Gene Ontology annotation, cellular component: membrane. Gene Ontology annotation, biological process: transmembrane transport. The record is from RefSeq and is a predicted model, not a curated record.